This is a messenger RNA of Scomber scombrus (Atlantic mackerel), 5319 nucleotides long. RefSeq names its product terminal uridylyl transferase 7 (gene tut7). Bases 115 to 4137 code for a protein of 1340 amino acids. The record is from RefSeq and is a predicted model, not a curated record. The transcript is spliced from 28 exons. NCBI's taxonomy places the organism in Eukaryota, Metazoa, Chordata, Actinopteri, Scombriformes, Scombridae. Gene Ontology annotation, molecular function: RNA uridylyltransferase activity; nucleic acid binding; zinc ion binding.
GUAAGUCACCGCCCCCGGCGUGAAGUUUUAGGGAGUCCCGAUCAUACAAAGUCAGACCUGAAGGCUUCAAGAAUGUCCUCUGUGCACGUACAAAAGUUUUAGCAUAAGUGUACCAUGGAAAACUCGGGCAGGUCUUACCGGACAAGGCAAGGUGGCUGGGAGAGGGGAUCCACAUCAGAGAAGGCAGAUAGCUGGAGGAACCAGGACCAGGGUAGAGGACAGAGCUUCAGACCACAUGGAAGUCAGCAGGACAAGAAGAACCACGGUGGGCCGUCCUGGGCAAGCCCCAAGAAGGGUGGAAUGGGGCCCUUAGGUUAUUCCCCUGGAGGAUUCAGAGGUGGUCACAGCCCCUUGCAGAUGGAUGAAACCCGGUGGUUUCCAGGUCAUGACAGCAGCGGUGGCGGUCGAGAAGAUAAUUGGAGAGAGCGAUCGCAGCAGCAGCAGCACUGGAGGAGGAGUACCCAGGGAGAAGGUCCAAAGGAGGAUAAGGAGCAGUGGAGGAGAGAGGACUCUGAUGGCGGGGCUAAUAAACAAGGGAGAAGACGGAGAAACCGAAACAAGAGGAACGUUUUUGCUGAAGAGAACAGGGGCCUUGUGAUUGAAGAGUCCACACUCUCAGCCAAAGAACUCCAGAACCUUCGGCAGGCAGAGAGGCGACUGAACAGAGAAGAGAUCUACUCCCUGAAGAAGAAAUCUCACCACAACCCCGGUGCACUUUACACCUGCGCUCUGUGCGACAUUCUCCUGGAAUCUGUGUCUGAAGCUUACAGGCAUAUCAGAGACAAGCGGCAUAAGAAGAGGGCCAGGGAGAGGCAGGAGCAGGUGAUGCUGACCGAGAUUCUGCCCCCUGGCCCGGAGCAGAUCAGUGCAGUCAAUGCUGCACUUGAGGCUAUUGUCCAGGAACAUGGGAUGAAUGACGUGGACGUAGAGAAGAGACAGUCUGUUGUCUCUAUCAUGCAAGAGCUCCUUCAGUCCGUCCUGCCUGAGAUCAGGCUCAGGCUAUAUGGAUCAUCUUGCACUAAGUUUGGAUUUAAGGAUUCUGAUGUCAACAUUGACAUUCAGUAUCCACCUCAUAUGCAUCAGCCUGACGUCUUGUUGUUGGUCAAGGACAACCUCUCUAAGUGCCCUCUUUUUGUUGAUCUGGAAGCUGAUUUUCAUGCCAGGGUACCUGUAGUAAUCUGCAACGAAAAAAAGAGUGGCCUAAUCUGCAAAGUAAGUGCAGGGAAUGAAAAUGCGUUCCAGACCACCUCCUAUCUUACUGCUUUAGCCAGUAAGGAGCCUCUCCUCCCUCCACUGGUUCUGAGCCUCAGACACUGGGCCCGGAUCUGUCAGAUUGACCGUGCAGAGGAAGGUGGGCUGCCACCGUACGUCUUCGCCCUCAUGGUUAUAUUCUUUUUACAACAGCGCAAAGAGUCUCUCUUGCCCACCUAUAUGAACCAAGAGAUUAAAGUGUUUUCACUCAGCAAGCUGUCAGACUUCAAUCUCACGCAUGUAGAUGAUGGAUAUUUACACUGGGCUUACACCUCUUCGUCCAAAGAAUCCUCACAGCCAGCAGAGGGCUCGGGUAUGAAGGGAAAGAUUUCGCUGGUAUUUCCGAGCCCUCACCCACCUGUUCAAGUCGGGCUUCUCUGGGUUGAAAUGCUUCGCUUCUAUUCACUUGAGUUCAACAUGGCCGACAAUGUCAUCGGUGUACGGACCAGUGUUGUCCUCUCCAGAGAGACCAAAGACUGGCCAAAGAAACGCAUUGCUGUGGAGGACCCCUUUUCCGUGAAGAGGAAUGUGGCCCGCACAGUCAAUAGCCAGCAAAUGUACGAGUACAUCCUCCACUGCCUCAAAACCACAUAUAAGUACUUUGCACUGCCACUCAACACACCAGCUGCUAAUCACAGGACAGAUGCGCAGAGGAAACCUACUCAAGGUGCAAAGGCAAAGGAUUUUAAAGAAAAGGAUGGAUGCAUGUCAGAUUUCAAGCAGCUCAGUAUUAAGUCACAAAAUGCGAGUCAACCUAAAACUGAAGAAAAUGGUCCUGAAGACUCUGAUUGCAUUAUUGAGGAAGAGGAGGAAGUUGAAGAAGACAGUGACUCAGAUGGGGACAAGGAAAAAGUGGACAUGGGCAAAAGCAGCCUCUCUGAAGAUGAUGAGGAUGAAGAUGUGGAUGUGGACACACAUAUGAGACACCACUUGGACAGCUUAACCACAGAGGAUGAGGAGAUUUUCCUAGUGGACGAGAUCUCAGGGGAGGAGCUUUUGUCUGAUGAGGAGGGUCCAGAUUUGGAUACACCUGGUUCAAUGGAUGAGGACGAGGAAGAGGAGGAGGUGCUGGCAGCUGCCAGUCUCUCACCUUUACCUUCAGAGGAUACAAUUAAAGAUGAGAACCCUGAAAAUAAAAACCAAAAACAGAACAAACGGUCCUAUGAAUUCACCAGGCAAGCGUUUACACGAGGCAAGUCACACAUGGUGGUGUGCAGCUUGUGCAAGCGUGAUGGGCAUCUGAAGAAAGAUUGCCCAGAAGACUUUAAGAAGGUGCAGCUGGAUCCCUUACCAGCAAUGACACCUGAGUUUUCCAAUCUUCUGAACAAAGUCUGUGAGCAGUGCUACACGGACUUUGCACCAGAUGAACUGGAAGUGAGUGUAAGAGAGCACAUCCUUAAAGAUCUGGAGAUCUUUGUCAGACGACAGUUUGCUGGUGCUCGGCUACAGCUGUUUGGAUCUUCCAAAAAUGGUUUUGGCUUCAGACAGAGUGACCUGGACAUCUGUAUGGUGCUGGAAGGACAGGAGACCAUGGAUGAUGUUGACUGCAUCAAUAUAAUUGAAAGCCUGGCAAGACUUCUGAAGAGACACCCAGAUCUGAAGAACAUCCUGCCCAUCACUACGGCAAAAGUACCCAUCGUGAAGUUCUUCCAUAUUCGCACCGGCCUGGAGGGAGACAUCAGCCUCUAUAACACGCUGGCCCUGCACAACACACAACUGCUAGCAUCGUAUGCUGCUAUCGACAGAAGAGUGAAGAUCCUCUGUUACGUCAUGAAGGUUUUUGCCAAAAUGUGUGACAUUGGGGAUGCUUCACGUGGGAGCCUCUCCUCUUAUGCGUACACCCUCAUGGUACUUUACUUCCUCCAGCAGAGAGACCCACCAGUUAUCCCUGUGCUGCAAGAGAUUUAUGAUGGAAAGAAGAAGCCUGAGGUGUUAGUGGAUGGCUGGAACGUGUACUUCUUUGAUGAUUUAAAGUCACUUCCCAGUCGCUGGCCACAUUCCGGGCAGAACACUGAGACGGUUGGGCAGCUGUGGCUUGGCCUGCUCCGCUUCUACACUGAGGACUUUGACUUCAGAGAGCAUGUUGUCUGCAUCCGUCAGCAUGCCCGCCUCACCACUUUCAACAAGCAGUGGACAUCCAAAUACAUCGUCAUUGAAGAUCCGUUCGACCUCAAUCAUAAUCUGGGUGCUGGUCUGUCCAGGAAAAGUAUGUUGAUUUCUUUGUUUUCUAUCUCUCAAAAGUAUAUUCAUGCAUUCUCACAUUUCUUUUUUCUGAUUUUCAUCAAUACAGUGACUAACUUCAUCAUGAAGGCUUUCAUUAAUGGCAGAACAGUGUUCGGUACACCAGUUAAAGUCUUUCUUCCUCAGUACCCCAGUCAAAUGGAGUAUUUCUUCGAUCCUGAAGUUCUCACUGAGGGAGAGGUGGCUCCCAACGACCGCUGCUGCCGCAUCUGUGGCAAGAUUGGCCACUUUAUGAAAGACUGUCCCAUGCGUAAGAAGUCCAGGCACAGGCGGGACUCUGAGAAAAAACCAGAGAACAUGCGAGACAGGAUGGAUUCUGGAGAGGACAAGGAACCGUUCAAACACAAGGGUGAGCACUGGAGGAAAAGAGAUGCACUGGAGAUACGCUGCUGCUACUUGUGUGGAUCAAGUGCCCACAUCAAGAAGGACUGUCAGCUGUACAGAAGCCCUGCAGGAAAUGUGAAAAUGGAAAGCUUUCCUUCAGCUUCAGGCCACCUGAGGAACUUGAGAGAGAGGGAGAAACAGGGUUCAUCCUUACAAGAAGAGAAAAAGAAGUGGAAGCAACAGAAUGUGAUAUUAAGUCCACAAGCAGUAACCUGCCGAAAUUUGGGUCGCUCUGGUCACAGGAAGAGCCCGGUGGAAUGAGCAGCGUCUGUUUGGAGGCAGUGGCUACACAAACCACGAGGUUCUCCUCUUGUCCAGGCAGAUGGCGACCCGAGCCCAGAAAUCUGAAUGAGACUGUCGGGCCAAUGGAGCCUGUUAAAAGCCAAAGCCAGGACGCCUUGACUUGAAGCCAUAUAGGGCCUUUUAUGUGUGUGCGUGUGUGUGUGUGUCUCCACCCCCCCCCCCAACACGCACCUCCUCAGAGGAGCUUUUUAAGGCUGUCAUUUUAAAUUCACAAGCCAUUAUGCAUGCACCUCAUGUCUUUGUUUACUUACACUGCCAGUCAAGUUUUUUUUUAAACUCAUUGCAUUUCAAGCAAUGUUAAUGUCAAUUCAGUGUCAAAUCUAAAUUCAAAAAUAAAAGUCAUUGAGAAGAGUCUCUCACAUGCCUAACAGUAAAAAGCUGAUAGCUUGAUUCCAUUAAGGUGUCUGUUGCAGAUAACAUACCAUGUAUUUUCAUUUGAUACUCAAUGCCUAUACAUUUUGACACUGUAUAGGUGAAAAUGUCCUUACAGUCAGGGUAACACUGCUGCAGCUGUAAGACAAAGACACAUGGUAAUGAUAUAGUAUGUUGUCUAUUAUUUAGAGUGAGAAGACAUCAAUUAGAAAAGUCAAGAUUAAGGGUAUAUUCAGUUUAACCCAAAAGAGAUGAGCACAUCUCUCUAAUUAUAUGUGAUUUACAAUGAAUUUACAAAUGUGUUCUUUGAGAUUUAACAAAAUCAAUUAUAGGUUGUUUAAAAACAUUUGAAUGGCAGUGUACCUUUCGUAAUGGCCAGAUCUUUUUUUUUUUUUUUUAAAUUGAAUUACUUUUAAAUUGAUUGUCCUCUGCACUGACGUCCAUCAGUCCGUCUCUCCUUCAGCUUUGAAAGCAGCUCUAAUUACAGAAAUACUGUGUCUGUAUUAUGUGUUUGUGUUAGAGUAAACCACAGUGCAGAUAUUUGUUCAGGAUCAUAAUUUUAUUUUUUUGCGACUGUUGAUCCACGCCUAUUUUAUAGAUGCAUACAGCCCCUCAACUGCUUGUAACUUUAGGACAGAAGGAUUGACAUUCAUCCUCAGCUGUCCCUAGUGUGUAAUAAUAACCUUUGUGCAAGAACUCGGUUGAGGAAGUGUGGCAAGAAAGUUGACGCUUGACAAUGCCGGUAUUAAAUAAAAAAAAUAAAAAAAA